CAUGACAUCAUCUCUGCACACAGUUACAUCACACAAGUCACAUGACAGAAUGACGUCACUGGGGCGGAGUUUGGUUGCACAGGGGGCGGGGCUCAUCAAUAAUCGUCUCGGGACACUGUAUUUCUAUUUACUGCAGUGCUGCUUUUUUUUUCCCCCACCAAAGAUCUUUAUUCGCGCUUUUUUUCCCUUCAAUAAACUUUAUUGAGCGUGCUACCUCCACAUACAACCAUUCCUCCGGCCUGUAACACGUUGCUAUAGCAACUAGAAGACCUCUCGGUGACUUUUUUUUUCUCUCAUUUCAAUAAGCUUUAUUUAUCCGGAGAGAGAUGACAACUACAUUUCUACAUUGAGUGAAGGGAAUUGGCGGGUCGUGAUGCAUGAUGGGAGGAGAGAGGGAGGUUUGAGCAGUGACGUCUGAUCGGUCCUUGGUAAAGACUCAGAAUGAGGAGAUCAGCAGCUCCAAGCCAACAGCUCGCUGGGAAUGCAGCAAAAAGGCCUCGCUUUGUUCCACCUGUUAAAGUGAAUACACAUGUAGCUGUGGGAAAUGUGACUGCAACAUUGAAGCCCAAGAAUGACAAUGUGUCUUCAGAAGCCUUUGAACGAAGCUGCAGAGGUGACCUAAUAUCUCCUGGAGAAGUAGAAGCUGCUAAACCUGUGGCCACAACCCAGAAGUCUGUAGUCGCUGCUGUUUCCAGGUUUAGACCACCUACAGGAUUUACAGCUCCUCCCCAGGUGGCAAAUCAGGUUACGGAUGGUAGAAGUGAGGAGAACGAGCCCGGCUGCCCUACAAAGUACUUUAGUGUGGUGUGGUGCAAAGCGUCAAAGAAGAAGCACAAGAAGUGGGAAGGAGAUGCGGUCCUCGUCACAAGAGGAAGAUCCGUGACCUUAAAGGACAUGGAAGGCAAAGAUAUUGGAAAAGGGUCAGGAUACAAGUUGAAAGACCUGGAAGGCUUAGAAGAUGGCCACACUUUAAUGAUUGGUGGAAAGGAGAUAGAGGUGAUGGGUACGAUCUCCGCAGAAGAUUACACCAGUGGCAGAUGUUUUCACUCGGUGGCGAUGGCUUCCACCCCGACAACCGCAGAUUACGUCCCAGUGAAACCGUUCACCAACCCACUGAAAGAUGGAAGCAAAGAGACCAACACAUCGAGAGACCUUCAGAUCUGCAAACCCCGACACGAUCCCAGUGCACCAAACUCCAUAGUGAUGCCAAGACCAUCGAAACAUCACCAGCAAAUGUUCAACAAAUCCGGCAAUCCUGUUGUAGAUGUGGUGCUGGAUCCCUACGUUGCAGUCCAUCUACGACCCCAUCAAAGAGAAGGCAUCCUGUUUCUUUAUGAAUGUGUUAUGGGCAUGAGGGUCAGUGGGCAAUUUGGAGCGAUCCUGGCAGAUGAGAUGGGCUUAGGCAAAACGCUUCAAUGUAUCUCUCUGAUCUGGACUCUUCUACGCCAGGGUCCGUAUGGAGGGAAGCCCAUCUUGAAGAAAGCUCUGAUUGUUACUCCGGGGAGCCUGGUCAAGAACUGGAGGAAAGAAUUUCAGAAGUGGUUGGGAACGGAGAGAAUGAGAGUAUUUGCUGUGGAUCAGGAUCACAAAGUGGAAGACUUCAUUGCUUCUCCCCUAUAUUCCGUGCUCAUAAUCAGCUAUGAGAUGUUACUACGAUCUCUGGAACAAUUGCAGGAGCUGAGCUUUGAUCUCAUCAUCUGUGACGAAGGCCAUCGCUUAAAGAACAGCUCCAUAAAGACGACCUCCGCCCUCAGCAGCCUGUCUUGCAGUAGAAGAAUCAUCCUAUCAGGCACUCCAGUUCAAAACGAUCUCCAGGAGUUUUAUGCAUUGAUCGACUUUGUUAAUCCCGGCAUUCUUGGCUCUUUGUCCACUUACAGAAAAAUAUAUGAGGAACCAAUUAUCAGAUCCCGUGAGCCUUCAGCAAAUAAAGAGGAAAAAAAAUUAGGAGACGAAAGAGCCGCAGAACUUGGACGUUUAACAGGGCUGUUUGUGCUCCGAAGAACUCAGGAGGUUAUUAAUAAGUUUCUCCCCCCUAAAAUUGAAAGCAUUGUUUUCUGCAAACCCUCUGCGUUCCAGCUCGAUCUGUACAGAAAGCUCCUCAGCUCUCGCCUUGUUAGGUGUUGUCUGCAGGGUUCAGGGGAGAGUAGUCCUCAUCUCGUGUGCAUUGGAGCCCUGAAGAAACUCUGCAACCACCCGCGCCUGCUGUAUAAAACCAUUCAGGAGAAAAGCACCAACGUGAACGGUGAAGAGCAGAGCUUCUAUGAGAGUUUAGCUGAACUCUUUCCCCCGGUUUAUAGCACAAAUACAGUUUCUGUGUCUGAAUCUGGGAAACUGUCGGUCUUAACCAAGUUAUUAUUUGCCAUAAGGGAGCAAAGUCCCUCUGAAAGAGUGGUUCUGGUCUCUCACUAUACCCAGACCUUGAAUAUACUACAAGACCUGUGUCGGCAACAUGGCUAUAAGUGCACCAGGCUGGAUGGACAGACGCCGGUCACUCAUAGGCAGCAAAUCGUGGAUGGAUUUAACAGCAAAUAUUCAGCAGACUUCAUCUUCCUGCUCAGCUCCAAAGCUGGUGGUGUUGGACUGAACCUGAUUGGCGCUUGCCACCUCAUUCUAUAUGACAUCGACUGGAAUCCGGCCAAUGACAUACAGGCAAUGGCUCGUGUGUGGAGAGAUGGUCAGACGCGUACUGUGCAUAUAUACAGACUCCUGACCACAGGUACUAUAGAGGAAAAGAUCUACCAGAGACAGAUCAGCAAGCAAGGUCUUUCCGGGGCGGUUGUUGAUUUAGCCAAAAAAUCGGAGCAUAUUCGAUUUUCGGUGGAUGAACUUAGAGAUCUCUUUACCUUGCAUGAAGAUUCCGACUGUGUCACCCACGAGCUGCUAGAAUGUGACUGUACACAAACAAAGAGCUUGACAGAUGAUACCACGGAAAAUCAUUUUAAGCCCAGGGGCAGUCACCAAGGCAAGAAGGCAGAAAAGAACAUUUCCAUGUCCGAACUGAUGCAGUGGAAACACUUUUCCAUGCUGCAGGAUUCCGAUGACCCCUUUCUCCGGCCGGGCAGAGAAUACAUGUCCUUUGUUUUCCAGAACAUGACAAACAGCUAACAGGGCCACACUGUAAUUCCUUGAACAACCAGAGACCAGGGUGGCGCUGUACAAGAGAGAAACUAUUAAGAGGAUUGAUGAGUGUCCCACAGGGCAGACUCCGGUCGGGAAACACGGCCUUGAUAUUACGCUAUCACUUUAUAAGAUGGCGUGUUAAAUAUUAGUAAUGCUUUUCAAUAGAAUAUGUUUAUAUGUGUAUAUGAAACAUUU
Messenger RNA from Hyla sarda, 3315 nucleotides. RefSeq names its product RAD54 homolog B (gene RAD54B). Gene Ontology annotation, molecular function: ATP-dependent chromatin remodeler activity; DNA translocase activity; ATP binding. Lineage: Eukaryota; Metazoa; Chordata; Amphibia; Anura; Hylidae. Gene Ontology annotation, cellular component: nucleus. Bases 442 to 3105 code for a protein of 887 amino acids. The transcript has 16 exons. Gene Ontology annotation, biological process: double-strand break repair via homologous recombination; reciprocal meiotic recombination. The record is from RefSeq and is a predicted model, not a curated record.